Messenger RNA from Gossypium raimondii (Peruvian cotton), 2303 nucleotides. RefSeq names its product scarecrow-like protein 1. Gene Ontology annotation, molecular function: sequence-specific DNA binding; DNA-binding transcription factor activity. Gene Ontology annotation, biological process: regulation of DNA-templated transcription. The coding region runs from base 440 to 2155 and encodes 571 amino acids. Gene Ontology annotation, cellular component: nucleus. NCBI's taxonomy places the organism in Eukaryota, Viridiplantae, Streptophyta, Magnoliopsida, Malvales, Malvaceae. The record is from RefSeq and is a predicted model, not a curated record. The transcript is spliced from 3 exons.
UCUGGUCUUUUUCUUUCUUCUCUUAUUAUUACAACUUGGGUCAUAAUGGAAUAUUGAUCUGUUCAGAUUCUUGUAGUCCUUUGAAGUUACCCAUUUAUUAUAUUGUAUAUAUCCUUAUCUGGGUAUUCUUUGUUUGUUUGUUUAUUCUUUUUUUCUUACAAUUUUGGUUUUGUUUUUACUUCUUUGUUGGGUGUUUUUCCUUGUGCUUCGUUGAUUAUUUAAUCAUACCUAACCGCAUAAUCUAAAGUGUUUAGAAUAGGUAUAUUUGCUUUAGGAUUGGUAUUUAAUUAGUUGAAUACAAGGUCAAUCCCAUCGUUUUCAUCUCCAUUGAAGCAAAGUGCUAUAAGGCUCAGCUUUAUCUAGAAUUUUAUCUGUUGAAAUUGUAGGAUUUUUCUGUACAAAUAAUGAUCUUUGCCUCUUCUUCUUGAAGACCUUUCUCAUGCAUCAGCAACCAUUUUAUAAUUCGACUGUCCAGAGAGUUGGAACCAUGUCUUUAGUAAGGUCUGCCGAACCAGCUACUGCGUCAUGUAGAAAUACGAAUCUCUAUUCAAUACAGGAUAGCAGUGAUAGUACUGGCAUGGCCAUUCGAAUGUUUGGUUCUGAUAAGCAUAAGCCUGUUUAUGUUAUGGAUUCUUACAGCAGCGAGAGCUACGAGAAGUACUUCCUUGAUUCUCCUACAGAUGAGCUUAUACAUUCAUCUAGUUCUGGAAUUUCUGGAAGUUCGGUUCGCCUACAAGAUGUCUCUUCUUGCCAGAUAAGAGAUUACUUGGAAAUCCAAAGCCCAGAUACACUAGACUCUGAUUCGGAUAAGAUGAAACUGAAGCUUAAAGAACUGGAGAGAGCUCUGCUUGCUGAUAAUGAUGUUGAUGGGGAUGAUGACAUGUUUGGCACUGGUCUAAGCAUGGAAGUAGAUGGUGAGUGGUCUGAUCCUAUCAGGAUGGGUUCUCAUCACGACUCGCCAAAGGAGUCAUCAUCCUCCGGUACUUAUCUCGAUAGCGUUAGUGGUAACAAAGAGGUUUCACAUGUUUCAUCUCAGACUCCUAAGCAAAUGCUGAUUGAAUGUGCUGCUAUACUCUCAGAAGGUCACAUUGAAAAAGCUUCAGCCAUAAUAAACGAGCUUCGCCAGAAGGUCUCGAUUCAAGGAGAUCCGCCCCAGAGAAUUGCAGCCUACAUGGUCGAAGGCCUUGCAGCUCGCAUGGCAGCAUCCGGAAAAUGUCUUUACAAAGCUUUAAGAUGCAAAGAGCCCCCUUCUUCUGAUAGGCUUGCAGCAAUGCAAAUCCUCUUUGAAGUGUGCCCUUGUUUCAAGUUUGGAUUUAUGGCAGCAAAUGGUGCAAUUAUUGAGGCAUUUAAAGGUGAGAAAAGAGUACAUAUAAUAGAUUUUGAUAUAAGUCAAGGUAGUCAAUAUAUUACACUGAUUCAAACAAUAGCUAAGCUGCCGGGUAAGCCACCUCAUUUGAGGUUAACCGGAGUUGAUGACCCUGAGUCAGUCCAACGUCUUAAUGGAGGCCUCGAAAUUGUCGGACUAAGACUUGAGAAGCUAGCAGAAAUACUCGGUGUACCUUUCGAGUUUCGAGCAGUUCCCUCAAGGACUUCACUUGUUGCUCCAUCUAUGCUGGAUUGCAAGCCGGGCGAAGCACUUAUAGUGAACUUUGCAUUUCUACUCCACCACAUGCCUGAUGAGAGUGUUUCAACGAUCAAUCAGCGGGAUCAGCUUCUUCGGAUGGUUAAGAGCAUGAAUCCAAAACUUGUUACUGUCGUCGAGCAAGAUGUAAACACAAACACAUCACCAUUCUUCCCAAGGUUUAUCGAAGCCUAUAGUUACUACUCUGCUGUUUUUGACUCCCUGGACGCCACCCUUCCUAGGGAGAGCCAGGAUCGGAUGAACGUCGAAAGACAGUGCCUGGCACGGGACAUAGUUAACAUCAUUGCAUGUGAAGGAGAGGAAAGGAUAGAACGAUACGAAGUCGCAGGGAAAUGGAGGGCAAGGAUGAUAAUGGCUGGCUUCAAGUCAUGUCCAAUGAGUUCAAAUGUAAUUGAUACAAUCCAGAAGCUUAUCAAGGAAUACUGUGACAGGUACAAGCUGAAGGAGGAUGUGGGUGCACUUCAUUUUGGGUGGGAAGACAAAAGCUUGAUUGUUGCUUCAGCAUGGAGUUAGGAAGUUCAGCUCUGAAUGUUCAUUGUAAACUAUAGAGUUGUUCCAGAAAAAUGACUUUAAUCCUUUGUGCUUAUGUAAAAUUCCAGAGAAGAGUAGGUAUUGCUAAUUAUCUAACAUUUUUCUUGAAUAAUAUAUGUUUUUUGAAACA